Messenger RNA from Mus caroli (Ryukyu mouse), 2665 nucleotides. RefSeq names its product gasdermin A (gene Gsdma). Gene Ontology annotation, molecular function: phosphatidylserine binding; phosphatidylinositol-4,5-bisphosphate binding; phosphatidylinositol-4-phosphate binding. Gene Ontology annotation, biological process: pyroptotic inflammatory response; defense response to bacterium. The record is from RefSeq and is a predicted model, not a curated record. Lineage: Eukaryota; Metazoa; Chordata; Mammalia; Rodentia; Muridae.
AGUCAUUCCCUCACCCUAUAGACAGGACAAGCUCUGGUUCCUCACCACACAUCCGCUGCCAGACAGGAUCCAGCAUCACCCUUCCCUGAGACAAUGACUAUGUUUGAGAAUGUCACCCGGGCCCUGGCUAGACAGCUGAACCCUCGAGGAGAUCUGACACCCCUAGACAGCCUCAUCGACUUCAAACGCUUCCAUCCCUUCUGCCUGGUGCUGAGGAAGAGGAAGAGCACACUGUUCUGGGGAGCCCGCUAUGUGCGCACCGACUACACUCUCCUGGAUGUGCUGGAGCCGGGCAGCUCCCCCUCAGAUCCAACAGACAGUGGCAACUUUAGCUUUAAGAAUAUGCUGGAUGCCCGAGUAGAGGGAGAUGUGGACGUGCCAAAGACGGUGAAGGUAAAGGGGACUGCGGGUCUGUCACGAAGCAGCACACUGGAGGUACAGACGCUCAGCGUGGCUCCCACGGCUCUGGAGAACUUGCACAAGGAGAGGAAACUGUCAGCAGACCACCCAUUCCUGAAGGAGAUGCGGGAACGCGGGGAGAACCUCUAUGUGGUGAUGGAGGUGGUGGAAACCCUGCAGGAAGUCACUCUGGAGCGAGCUGGCAAGGCAGAGGGCUGCUUCUCUCUCCCCUUCUUUGCCCCACUGGGACUACAGGGAUCCAUGAACCACAAGGAGGCUGUAACCAUCCCCAAGGGCUGUGUCCUGGCCUAUCGAGUGAGACAACUGAUGGUCAAUGGCAAAGAUGAGUGGGGCAUUCCACACAUUUGCAAUGACAACAUGCAAACUUUCCCUCCCGGAGAAAAGCCAGGAGAAGGGAAGUUCAUAUUGAUCCAGGCAUCUGAUGUUGGGGAGAUGCACGAAGACUUCAAGACUUUAAAGGAAGAGGUUCAGCGAGAAACUCAAGAAGUGGAGAAGUUGAGUCCAGUGGGGCGAAGCUCCCUACUCACUUCCCUCAGCCAUCUCCUAGGAAAGAAGAAAGAGCUCCAGGACCUUGAGCAGAUGCUUGAAGGGGCUCUAGACAAGGGACAGGAAGUGACCUUAGAAGCACUCCCCAAAGAUGUUAUGCUGUCAAAGGACUCUAUGGACGCCAUCCUCUACUUCCUCGGGGCUCUGACAGUGCUAAGUGAAGCCCAACAGAAGCUUCUAGUAAAAUCCUUGGAGAAAAAGAUCCUACCAGUGCAACUGAAGCUGGUUGAGAGCACCAUGGAGCAGAACUUCCUGCAAGAUAAAGAGGGUGUUUUCCCCCUGCGGCCUGAUCUGCUCUCCUCCCUCGGGGAGGAGGAACUGAUCCUAACAGAAGCACUGGUGGGACUAAGCGGCCUGGAAGUCCAGAGAUCAGGCCCCCAGUACACGUGGGAUCCAGACACUCGCCACAACCUCUGUGCCCUCUAUGCUGGUCUCUCCCUCCUUCACCUGCUAAGCAGGGAUUCCUAAUGCACCUUCUCUGCCUGCUGCCCUAAAGCCUUCCCAGCCUUGCUGUGCUCUGUCUGUAACACUGCAAGACACCACAGAGCCUCCAGGCUGGGGACAACUGAAAUGCCGGCUCAACCUCAGUCUCCAAGUUCCUUCUGCCUCACCAUCUAUCUCUCUCCUUCUGUCCUCCAGCUCAGCACCCACUAAGCCCAUCUCCUGAUGCUUUAAUCCUGAAGAUACAGAAUCAUUCAAACCCUUAUUACUUUGAGUCACUUCAUUAAGAGGGGUUGGGGGGAGGCUUGGGGUGGUGAUGACGGUGGUUAUGGUGGGAGGCAGAGGCAGGUGAAUCUCUUAAGUUUGAGGCCAGCCUGGUCUGUAGAGUGAAUUCCAGGACAGCCAGGGCUACACAGAGAAACCUUGUCUUGAAAACAACAAAAACCACAUUUAUUUCCUAGUCUGAUCCUUCCCAUGUGUGCCUCAAAAACAAACAAACAAACAAACAAACAAACAAACAAACUGGUCUUACAAGAAUGAAUGGAGAAUACUAUGUCAAUCCUAGGACAAGCUGUCUUCUGGUUUUUCUGUAAAGGGAAUCUGUCGUUUGACCCAGGUAAAGAAACAGCCAUNAUCCAUACAUACACGUUACUGCCCACACUGUUCCUCAGGCCCGCUGGAAAAUGCUCCCAGAGCUCAGAGGGUUAGAAUCCAGAACGUCUGCUUUACACUGAAAGGAUCAUCCAAGCUGCCUGCCCUCACCAAAGCGCCCGUGUUCUCCAGCCCUGGCUGAGGGCUUGGAGAGGAAAGGAAGGUCUAGGGGACUAUGAUACAAGCACAAAACAGGACAAUAGAUUUCACGUUGGUUAAGUAGAAAAUCAAGGUGAAGGUGAAAAAAAAAUUAAAUUAGAGGAAGAGGGAGGGGGCACCCAAGAAUAAGACCUAAACCUUUAAAUCAGUGGUUUGACCUGUGAGUCACGACCCUGGUGGGAGGUCAGAUGACUCACAGGAGUUGCAUAUCAGAUAUCCUUCAUAUCAAAUAUUUACAUUACGACUUAUAACAGGAGCAAAAUUGCAGCUAUGAAUUUACAAUGAAAAUAAUUAUAUGGUUGGGGGUCACCACAGCAUGAGGAACUGGAUCAAAGGGUCGCAGUGUUAGGAAGGCUGAGAGCCACUGCUUCAGUUUUGUUUUCAACCCUCAACUCAGGAUGAGUGUGGAGUGGUUUGGCCUGUAUAUUAUAAUCUCAUUAAACGUCUG